Molecule: messenger RNA, 1065 nt
Organism: Talaromyces rugulosus
Lineage: Eukaryota; Fungi; Ascomycota; Eurotiomycetes; Eurotiales; Trichocomaceae
Exons: 1
Coding region: 1-1065 (354 amino acids)
Source: RefSeq, a predicted model, not a curated record
AUGGCUCCCACGGGACACCUUCUACCUCUCCGGACUGCGCGUCCGCAGACGUGCAUGAAAGCUUUCAAUGCAUCUGCGCCGUUGCGUCGCUCUUUUGCAACAGGUCCUUCGGAUGGCCAGCCUCCGCAGAGACCUAGCUCGACCACGCCGAAUCGGCCACAACGGGAACAACAGCAGCAACAAUUCCGUCCCCGUCCGGUAGAUGCCAGAUCGCUCGCAGCUCCUCGCAGUGGAGAUGGCCAAGUCAAAAUUCUACGGACACCUAACCUGCGACUCAGAGGUGCGCAAUUCGGAAAAAACGGCAGGCCUCCGGGAGGACCGCCGGGAGCUGGGGGGUUUAGACGGUCUGGCUACAACAAUAACAACAACUUCAACAAUAACAACAACAAAGGCGGCAAUAAAGGUCGCGGAGGAAAAAAGCCGCGUGAUAAAAAUGCUCGAAAACGCCAACAAGGAGAGGAAGCCGGUGAAGAUGUCAGGGCCGCAGAGAUUGAGGAGAUUUUCAACGAACAAAAGGCAAAGGAGCUGCAGGUUGCUACUCGCUACACACCUGUGCAAUACGACGUCUCCAAACUGCAGGAGACCUGGCCAUCUCUGCCAAUCGGAACAACGGCGCAAGCCGGGUCUGUUUUGGAGAAAUUGAACUUUUUGAGUCGCCGAUUUCCCAAUGGAUACGAGCCACCUCACGAGCUUGCCAAACGGCUAUUCGACGGCGAGCGUGUCAUUUUCCGCAGUGACGAGGAGAAAAAGGCAGCGAUUGAAGAAUUCAAUAAACUUGCUCAUAAGCGAGCUGAUAGGCUCACUCAACGCAAGGGCGAAGUGGUUGAACCUGAAGCCGCCGGAUUUACUUCUACCAGCAAAGAAGACCAGAGCGCCUUUGUCGGCCAGUUGGUUCAAGGAAAGUAUGCGACACAGCAGAACCAAAGCAACCCUGUGUUGGGGGAGAUUGAGAGACAGCUUUUCAACAACGAGACUUAUCGUACUGCCGGAAAACAGUCUGGGUUUAUGGCGAAGAUGGAGUCGCUGAUUGCUUCGGCACAGCCUGCGAAACGAAUAGCGAAAUAG